AGCAAUUAAGAUCCUGCACUCUGGCCGGUGGUUGGCCUUUUUAAGGCGGCCUGCCUCUCCUCUUCUGCUUCCCGCAAUGCAUCUGCAGCCAGCCAGCAAGCAAGCACAGUAGCCAGCCCAGCUACCCACAUUUUUCAGUUUUUAUGCGUACUUCGUGCUUGCAUAGUGCCAAGCAAGAGAUGGACGCCGAGCCUCGUCGGCAGCAGCAGCAGGAGGAGCAGGCGGCGGCGGUGAAGGAGAAGGACGCCGACGCCGAGCCCGUCCACAACCACCGCGGAUGGAAGGCCAUGCCAUACGUCAUAGGGAACGAGACGUUCGAGAAGCUUGGCACGAUCGGGACGCUGUCCAACAUGCUGGUGUACCUGACGACGGUGUACCGCAUGCAGAGCGUCGACGCCGCCACCCUCCUCAACGUCUUCUCCGGCACCAGCAACCUCGCCACCGUCCUCGGCGCAUUCGUCAGCGACACCUACCUCGGCCGCUACACCACCAUCGCCAUCUCCACCUUCGCCUCCUUCCUCGGCAUGCUCCUGCUCACCCUCACCGCCGCCCUCCCCUCCCUCCACCCCGCCACCUGCGACGCGUCCAAAGGACAGCGGCAGCGGCAGUGCCAGGGCCCAUCCGCCUCCCACUUCGCCGCUCUCAUGGCCUCCUUCUUCUUCCUCGUCGUCGGCGCCAGCGGCAUUCGGCCCUGCAGCCUGGCCUUUGGGGCGGACCAGUUUGACUCGCGCACCGCCGAGGGGCGCCGCGGCAUCGCCAGCUUCUUCAACUGGUACUACUUCACCUUCACCAUCGCCAUCAUGCUCUCUGGCACCGUCAUCAUCUACCUCCAGAGCAGCGUCAACUGGGCGCUGGGGCUCGCCGUCCCCACCGUGCUCAUGGGCAUCUCAUGCGUCGUCUUCUUCAUGGGCACUCGGCUCUAUGUUCUUGUCCGCCCCGAGGGCAGCCCGUUAACUAGUUUUGCGCAGGUCCUCGUCGCCGCCGCCCGCAAGCGGCACCUCCGGCGAGCUCGUAGCGUCGCCGAUCUGUUCGACCCGCCUCAUCGGAGCAAGCUCGUCUCCAAGCUGCCCUACACCGACCAGUUCACGUGCCUCGACAAGGCGGCCAUGCGGACCCCCGAGGACGCGCUCUGCUCUGACGAGAAGACGCCGGCGAACCCAUGGCAAUUGUGCACGGUGCAGCAGGUGGAGGAGGUGAAGUGCCUAGCGCGCAUUAUCCCGGUGUGGUCAUCGGGGAUCGUCUACUUCGUGGUGCUCUCCCAGCUCGGCACCUACGUCGUGCUCCAGGCGGCGCAGACCGACCGUCAUGUCAGCAGCGCCAUCAGCUUCCAGAUCCCAGAGGGCUCAUUCAUCGUCUUCUCCAUGCUCUCCCUCACGCUGUGGAUACCCGUGUACGACCGGCUAGUAGUCCCAGCGCUCCGCCGCUUCACCAAGCAAGAAGGCGGCAUCACCCUGCUCCAGCGCAUCGGCGUCGGGCUGGCGCUCUCCGUGGCGACGAUGCUGGUGUCGGUGGCAGUGGAGCACCGGCGGCGUCGCCGGGCCACCAUGAUGUCGUGCUUCUGGCUGGUGCCGCAGAUGCUGCUGGCGGGCCUGUCGGAGGCGUUCGCCGGCAUCGGGCAGCUCGAGUUCUACUACCGGCACUUCCCGGAGAACAUGCGGAGCGUGGCGGGGGCGGUCUACUACCUGGGGUUCGCCCUGGCGAGCUACGCGAGCGGGGCCAUGGUGACGGUGGUGCACCGGGCGACGAUGGGGCGGGACGGGCGGCCGGACUGGCUGGCGGAAGACCUGGACCAGGGGAGGGUCGACCUGUUCUACCUCGUCACCGCCGCCAUCGCCGCCGUUAACUUCGUCUACUUCGUGGCCUGCGCGCGGUCGUACAGGUCCAAGGAGUUUGACGCCGGCGACGAUGCCGGCUCCCACGCCAACGGGGAUGGCGUCGAGCUCGUCGACGGAAGACCGGAGAAGUUUGUUAAUGAUGCGGCUGUUUAGUUUAGUUGGUUAUUGGCCGUGAUGCAUGGAUUGUUAGAUUAAUGGACAUGAAUCUACGUAUGUACUCCCUCCCUUCCGAAAUAUAAGUCUUUUUAAAGAUUUUUUUAAA
This is a messenger RNA of Hordeum vulgare subsp. vulgare (domesticated barley), 2097 nucleotides long. RefSeq names its product protein NRT1/ PTR FAMILY 2.11-like. The record is from RefSeq and is a predicted model, not a curated record. Bases 144 to 1988 code for a protein of 614 amino acids. Lineage: Eukaryota; Viridiplantae; Streptophyta; Magnoliopsida; Poales; Poaceae. Gene Ontology annotation, molecular function: transmembrane transporter activity. The transcript has a single exon. Gene Ontology annotation, biological process: transmembrane transport. Gene Ontology annotation, cellular component: plasma membrane.